UCUCAGACCCAACUCUCCUAUAAUUUUUACCCUGGGCUAUACCAAUAUUGCAACUUGAUCCGAAACACAGUAAUCACUGAACAACAAAAAUUAAUUUCUUUAUUAUAAAAAUAAUAGAUGUGUAAAACUAGAAGAUAAAGUAAAUUAAAAAAUAAAAAAAUAAAUGGACCGUUCAUACACAUUUUAACCCAACUGUUUAAGUUAAAAAUACAUGGGGCAAGUAACAAAACCGAAAUAUUUCAGGGACUGCAUGCAUAUUUUACCCUUUUAUUUGAGCGAGUUAAGAUUCUCGCGCGUAUAUAUAUAUACAAGAAAAGCUCUGCUGCUUCUUCCUCAAGCCGCAACCUCGCAAUGCACACCGAAACCCUUUUCACAUCCCAAAAUUCUUUGAUCCCACGUGGCCCAAUCUCGUGCCGUUCGAUCCCCACGUGCCGCGCUAAGAUCGACUCACACGUGCUUAUCGGAUUUGAUGAACCUGGACCGAAGAGAGUUAAUACAUGGUAAAGCAAAUGAUAAAAUGGUGAUGGCAUUGGGAACCUUUAGGUUGGCAAUUUUGCAAACAGGUCCUUCACGCCGACUUAGAGAGGCCUUUUUAUGGGGCCCAUUUAACUACAAUCUACAGAAGAGAUGGAGAAAGCCAGUAGAUUCCGCAAGAACUCGAUUAGAAAAUAGAACAAGAGAUCUCAGGCUCGAUAAACUUGUGGAUCAAUUAAAGAAGCUGAAUUUAGUAUUGAGUUUGCAUGAAUUGAUGUCGAAUCAGAGGAAGGGCUAUGCAUCUGUUCAACUCCUUUCGAAAUGGAAAUAUGAGGUUGGUUUGAACAUACCAGUAGGUGCUUUUCUCAGCAAGUAUCCUCACAUAUUCAAGAUUUAUACACACCCAGUUAAAAAGAAUGUUUGUUGUGAGGUUACUCAAAAGAUGAAGGACUUAAUUGAGAAGGAAGCUAUGGCCGUCAGCGAAGCAGAAGUAGCAACUGUUCGAAGAUUGAAGAAGCUUCUCAUGAUCUCGACUGAUGGGAGUUUAAACCUCCAUGCGUUGUGGCUCAUUAGAAAAGAAUUGGGUUUGCCUGAUGAUUUUAGAAACUCUGUCCUUCCGAACUAUCCAGGUGAUUUUACGAUAGUAUCGCCCGAUACUCUACAAUUGGUUUCGAAGGACGAAAGUUUAGCUGAAGCAGAGGUUGAGAAAUGGAGGGCGAAAGAGUACGCAGAAAAAUGGUUGAGCGAAUUCGAGACCAAGUAUGCUUUCCCGGUACAUUUUCCGACGGGUUUUAAGAUCGAAAAGGGCUCCAGGGAGAAGCUAAAGAAUUGGCAGAGACUCCCUUAUUUGAAGCCUUACGAGAAGAAGGGCGUAAACCGUGUGGGCAAUGUCGAGCGCUUUGAGAAGCGCGCUGUCGGUGUGCUUCAUGAGUUUCUGAGCUUGAUGGUGGAGAAGAUGAUUCCGGUAGAAAGGGUGUCUCAUUUUAGAAGAGAUUUUAGCAUGGAAGUGAAUGUGAGGGAGCUUAUUCUUAAGCACCCGGGCAUUUUUUAUAUGUCAACUAAAGGGGGCACUCAAACUGUUUUCCUGAGAGAAGCAUACAGAAGAGGUUGUUUGGUUGAGCCUAACCCUGUUUACGAAGCGCGGAGGAAUAUGCUUGAACUUGUUUUAUUAGGGCGCCGAAAUACCAAUUCAGUAGGAUGUGUACAGGAGCUUGCUGAGAGAUGUAAUGAGGGGAGCAAUGAAUUAUUUGCUGGUACUUGCGAUGGAGAUUGGGCUGUUUCAAUCUUCGAAGGUCGAGAUGAACGAAGCCCUACUGCAGAUGUUAGCGAUAUGGAGGUUCAAUCUGAUGAGGAGGAUCAAGAUUGAUUCUCAGUUCUCUUUGAUUUGCUCCUGCAUCUUUAAAAAGUUGGAUGCAUAUGUUCCUAAUGCACUCAGUACAGAGAUGGAAUGGUUAGCAGCAGCAUCAGGUAUUUAAGGGAUCAUCAGAUCAAAGAGGAGAAUUUCAAUCUAAAAGUGCCAAGUAGAAGGUGUUUUGUACUUCAAAAUAUAUAUCAAUUUGUUUUAAGCUUUCGAUGAUCUCGACAGCAUACUUUUUGAUUGCUGCACCAAACCAUCAAAUUUUCUCUCCUGCGAAGUAACGUUCGGCUGCUUGCAUAGCUCUUUGAGAACAUGGUACACAAAUGAUGAACUUCAACAUCCCUCUCUGAGGCACAAUAUGAAGUUUCAGCAUUGCUUCCAACUCUCAGGUAAUUUUUGACGAAAAAUUAUGAGAUAAUUCUCUCUUUUCCACUUUUUGUGGCUUUGAAAAGAUAGUAUUGAAACAGAGCUGAGUUACUGUUUGUGCUCUUUGAAGGCAAUGUUGUUAAUGCAUCACCACUGUGGCUUUCUUUC
Ananas comosus (pineapple) is the source of this 2365-nucleotide messenger RNA. Its product is annotated as protein ROOT PRIMORDIUM DEFECTIVE 1. The record is from RefSeq and is a predicted model, not a curated record. NCBI's taxonomy places the organism in Eukaryota, Viridiplantae, Streptophyta, Magnoliopsida, Poales, Bromeliaceae. Bases 470 to 1840 code for a protein of 456 amino acids. Gene Ontology annotation, molecular function: RNA binding. The transcript has 2 exons.